This is a messenger RNA of Closterium sp. NIES-65, 657 nucleotides long. The record is from the annotation of a GenBank genome assembly. NCBI's taxonomy places the organism in Eukaryota, Viridiplantae, Streptophyta, Zygnematophyceae, Desmidiales, Closteriaceae.
AUGUUGCUCUCACUGUAUGCGUUGCAGCAUGUUCAAAAGAUAGGCAAGACGGGGAUAGAGCAGAUCUCCUACGUGCAUGGCAACCAGCCCCACUCCCUCUCCCCUCACCUGGGUGCCAUGUCUUCUCUUGGCCUCUCUGCCUCUCUGUCUUCUGCCCCCAUAGGCGGUGGUGGUGAGCAUAGAUCCCAAGAGGGUGCGGUGGUGGUGAGCAUAGACCCUGAGAGGGUGCACGUGUCCUCGCCAGACGACGUGCCUUUCAAAUGCGUCAAGGCAUCAACGCCAGGUGCACUGCGUGCCCGCUCUGCUCCCUCUGCUCCCUUUUUUGCCACAAGUCCUUGGCCCAAACGGGGAGGAGUGUGCAUGGUACCUUUGCACGUGAGCGGAGGCAGGGAGGGGCGGCCCAUAGGGGCGUUUGAGCUGGCGCAGGCUGUGGAGCAGCUGGGGGCGAGGGAGAUUCUGCUCAACUGCAUCGACUUCGGUGGUCAGGCCCAGGGGUUUGACUUGGACCUGGUGGGGCAGCUGUCCUCAGCAGUGAGCAUCUCUGUGAUCGCCAGCAGAGCAGCAGCGCAGGCAUCCCAGAGCACUUCUCCCAGGUCGUUGCUCACACAGGCGCCUCUCGUGCCCCCUUCCCAUGGCAGGUCAGGGCCGGGGCUUUGA